Exophiala dermatitidis NIH/UT8656 is the source of this 3233-nucleotide messenger RNA. RefSeq lists its product as uncharacterized. NCBI's taxonomy places the organism in Eukaryota, Fungi, Ascomycota, Eurotiomycetes, Chaetothyriales, Herpotrichiellaceae. The coding region runs from base 1770 to 2933 and encodes 387 amino acids. The transcript is spliced from 6 exons. The record is from RefSeq and is a predicted model, not a curated record.
CCGGAGGUGGAGUGAGAUUGCACCGAGUGCCGAUUGAUGACAAAGCACUGCCAGCUGCAGUUGGCGCCCUUCCUACGGUAAACACCCGUGUUAUUAUGAUUACUCGUCAAGCUUUCACAGCCUGAAGCAACCCAUUGAAGAUGCCAAAGUGCAAGGCUGACUCCAUGGUUGCUCUAUUUUGGGCUACAGGGCCUUUGUGUGCUAGUGCUUUCCUGCCCUGUGAUGCCUUGUCCUUUGCGCCUUCUUUUCACGGUGCUGCUGAGCUACUACAGGGUCACACUUCAACUGGAGGAGCUGGCAUGAAGGCUUCAAUCGUGGCUCAGCACUGGCAGGUCACAACUUGUCAAUUGAUUGCGAGUCAUAGAGUAAGUUCAUUCCAUCAGAAGAGCCUGUCAAAACCGCGAUGGAUGUCAUUUGAUAUUCUCUACCAUCUGCACUCUAUCCCCUUUCCAGCUGAACUUUGAGCGCCCACUAAACCAUUCCACUACCUGCACCUGGUCCUCCCGUGGCUUGCAUGAGUAUCAUCCCGUUCCUCGACGAAACUCUGGCGACUCCAUCAUAGACACGCCUCCAGUUCAAAAACUUGGUCCCGGCGGGCGUUUACUGAAAAAUCGUCAGCCAGCGAUCGCUUCCCCCAUUGGAGCACUAACUGCGCUCAUGUCUCGCAGUGAGAUACGCGCCCUGGCAUAUGGAAAUGAGGGCGGCAAUGGCCAUGAAAAUGCCAAAGACAAGACUCAAUACGGCCUCCAGCGGGAUGGCCAUGAUGGGUUGACACGGUAUUUUGAGUGGUGUUAUAACCUGCAGCAAGAUGACAGAAUCUGCCUUGCAAAAGCGCGGUUUGUAACUAUACUUUAGGAACAAGAAGGGUCUGGUACGAGCCGAUUUCGCUUUUCGUCAAGUGAAACCUCCGCCAAAUGGUCGAGUAGCUUAAAAGAUGCUCAGAGCAUGAGGUAUAUCGGUACAGCUUUAUAUCUGGGUUGAACGACUUCUGGCCCGUGACGGUCUGCUCUUUGCAAGCUAUCCACCAUGCAGUGCCCCUCUGCUUGAACCGCUUGCGCCCUAGUAUGCCCAGUGAGCUCGGGGUUGCUGGGGUGCUGCUUGUAUGAACUGCGGCCUUUCGCUCUUUGACUCCAGGUUCCUCGGUUCCUCGCAAUCGAUUGCAACUUGUGUCCCUGGGAAGGGGCUGGAAGAUACUUAUGAGCUCUAGCUACUUAUGGCGGCACGGGCAACUUUGGUCCUCGACAACUUUGGUCCUGACCAUUAGCGAUGAUGUCGCUAUGCUACGACAUGCCGGCAAGUGGAGCCGCGCGCUAUGCAGGAGAGGUUAUGACUUGUGUGUGCGGUGAUGUGACGAGUUCUCAAACAUGCAUGCGUACAUGUAGCAUUUGGCUCGUCUGGGGCUGGAACACUUAUGUCUACGUGAACUCUGGACCGCAUUCACGACAGGCAACUUUUGUCCCCUGCAGGCGAGCACACUCUGCAUCCGCGCCCGGCUAGCACCACUGUUGACCUACUAGCUUCCAACUCUCGCCUGAAGGAAGACACUGCCUACAGAUGGGCCGCGGGAUGCCUGAUACGACUGGCUCCAUGUCACCAUCAGGCUGAAAACUUUGGUACCGCCAACCCACUCGCCCUACUUGCACUACACCCACUCUUUGCAUGCGAACGGAAACGAGCCCAUAUAUUUCUUAAGGGGUGCUUGCUGAGACUGAGAUUGAGUUUUCAAUUUCCCCGGUUUACAGGUUCUCUAUUCUUUCCAGUCUUCUGAUAUGGCACUUGCAUUGUCCCAACGAACACUCCCCAUUCCGCAACGCCUAUGGCAGUUGCACAAGCCUCUAAUUCAGCGACUUUAUCUCAUUUCAUCACUAGAUGAAGUCAGAGCUAUAAUGGAAGCAGAGCACAACUUCGUGGCUACUCCUCAACAGUACAAGCGAAUGAUCGCCAAGUGGGGCGUGCGAAAGUACGUCAAGGCCGACGAAAUGGAAAAAUUGCUGGAGUGCCCUUCUGCCAACCCUGUGGUGCGUGGAAACAAGGUCGUCUCUGCCCGGCAAAUGCGGCGGUUCCUUCGCAGGAAGGAGGCUAAGCGCUGUCGAGAGCCGUCAUCAUCUCAGUGUGACAGUCCCCCUCAAUCGACCUGUCCGGUUUCCUCAUCAUGCAAACCCUUGGGGAGGGCUGAGGUCGGAUCGCAAGCUACCGUUGUUACGCACCAGGACGAUAGUGAAGCUGGUACUUUUCAACAGAACACUCUUUGCAUUGACACGAAAUGUUCUGCCCUCAUGAGAUUGGCUGUAAAGAUGGUCCUGAAUGGACACCAAUCCAAUAUCCGAGAGUACAUUGGGUGUCUGUUGGGUGAUAACGGCCCAUGGGACAAGUCGACUCGGAGCUCGUUCUCAGGUGAAAGAAUCCUUUGCCUGUGGUUGCCAGAUUCCCUGAUUCCACCCGGCUGCGACGAUGACCUAUGGCCUAAGUUGGUGUUGCCCAUAACUCCCGAGGAGCUCACCAGCGGUUUUCUUACUGUGAAGUGGGAAACUAUCUCACUAGCUUGUUUCUAUCUACAAUUUGGGUCGAAAGUCCAUUAUUCCGGCAUGACCUAUGGCCCUGUCUUGGAUGGUUUACACCUGCCUCCUAUCGUUCAUGCACAUGCUCUCAUAUGUGCCGCUCUUGUCCACGCCGCACGCUACACUCAGCCAAACGGUCCACAGCCGCUUAGCAUGAAGGAUGCCCUCUGCACGGUCAAGCUGUUCACACCCGACUCGGAAUUGUUAAACAGCCAAUAUGAUGAGUUCGUUAUUGAAUUGGGUUUGACCGCUGUAAAUCGAUUGAGAUUUCUCUUCCCCCUACCCCGAGGACGGCGUCACCGUUGGCACAGCGUGCUUGACCGAGAUAUCACGCGGUAUUUGCGCACAACCCAGGGCACCAGUUGGCCGGUCUAAGCAUGGCGGUAUGCCGGCCGAAGCAGGAGCAUUACUAGAUGUCUCAGCAGGUCCGGGAGCUCUACAAGACCUCCCCCGCCGUGUCAGUUAUGACUGUUCAGGAUCACCCAUUAGAUAUCAUGUUAACAUCGUCUCGAAUGUGGAAUUGUCUUUGAAUUUCUGUAUAAGCAGCCCUAGAGAAUGUGACUUUAUGAACUGCAGAGAACGGAGCACAACACCUUGUACUGACGUUGAACCAUUGACUCAAUGUGCAACCAUCAUCAAAGAUUCAAGGCUGGCUGGCAAGCUGCUUUUUCAACG